GGUCUGUUGUCUGUUGUCUGUCGUCAGUUGUAAGAGUAGAACCUAAUUGAGUCGAUGUCGCGUUCAGGUGCAGCCCUUGGAAAUGGCGUUCUUAAUACUGACACGACUGACAACCUUCUGUACACAGUUAUCCAAUUUCAUUAAAACCAACUCACCCUUUGUGAUUGAGGCUCUGAUGGUGUGUCUGUGCUUUGGCUCCAUAAUAAGCAGAUAUUUUUUGCUGACCUAGUGACAGAAUAAAUAAAUACUUAAAAUGUAAAUAAUAAAAGACGAAUUCGACAAA
Molecule: messenger RNA, 283 nt
Organism: Drosophila innubila
Lineage: Eukaryota; Metazoa; Arthropoda; Insecta; Diptera; Drosophilidae
Exons: 1
Coding region: 83-229 (48 amino acids)
Source: RefSeq, a predicted model, not a curated record